This is a messenger RNA of Acanthopagrus latus (yellowfin seabream), 4122 nucleotides long. Its product is annotated as E3 SUMO-protein ligase ZBED1-like. The record is from RefSeq and is a predicted model, not a curated record. The transcript is spliced from 3 exons. Lineage: Eukaryota; Metazoa; Chordata; Actinopteri; Spariformes; Sparidae. Bases 2427 to 3281 code for a protein of 284 amino acids.
GUUGGUAAAAAACAAGCAAACAAAAAAACCCAUAAACAUUUAUGUAGUUUUUUUUUUAUUUCCAACACCUAUGAUGUUCCGCUGUCACCAUACACACAGUGGUUCAGUUAGGAAGAGAAGGCAGAUUACAACAGCUCUGGCAGAGGUCACUGUCGUUUGUUACAAAUCAAUUGCAAACUCAAAACAAAAGAAAAACAAAAUAAACCAUGGAACAUGUAUAAAUUUGGCAGGCCCUCCCUCCCCCCAACCCCACUGACGACUCACGGUCUGAUUGGGGCGGACCAUUGAAGUCCAGUACACUUGAAACGAGCAUCUAAAACGACGAAAACAGAGCAGCUAUUUACUGCAAGCUAACUCGGCAAGGCAAGGCAAAAUGGAAGAAAGAAAAUAGGUUGGAGGCAAGGCAGGACAAACAGCAGCCUAACGCCAGACAAGCUUUAAAAAGAAACAAAGUCAGCUGUUAGUGACAAUACCUUAACACUAGCCGACACAAUAGCAUUUAGCUUAUGGCACUGGUUACCUGUGUCCUGCACACAUCAGUGCUUGUAGCUGUAACAGCUAACCGGACGGACACAUACACACAUACACACACACACACACACACACACACACACCAUCUCGGCCCAACGCACCAACCUACAACAGAGGACUGUCAGCACAGCAUCUUACAACCUCUUCAUCAUUAGACUGUGCUACAUAUCUGCAGAAAGCACACACGGCACAUACACUCCAGGAUACUACGGCUUCGGCAGAGAAGAGAGAGAGAGAGAGAGAGAAAGAGAGAGAGAGAGAGAGAGAGAGAGAGAGAGAGAGAGAGAGACUAAACAACCGGGGGGGGGGGGGGUAUAUGACCUGACCCACAUUAGCGGCUGAGGACGCGGCUGCACUUCUGGUAAGAAGGGGCGUGCCACCCACCUGCCGCGAUCAUCAUACCUGCUGCAAAAUAAACAGACUGAGGGACAAAGAGAACUGAAAUGUAUAGAGACAAUAUAAACAACCAUCUGGUUACAAGUUUGAAUAACUAUGGAAACUGCACUUCAAAAGGAAAAGAACCCUGGUGAUGCCUGAAAUGAUGUGAUGCCUCUUUCUUUUUGAUCAGUAAGUCACAAACCCACUCACGUUAACUCACAUUUGCGGAUGUUUCCUGCACUCGUCGCCAGAGUUGUGACGUUCGCGAACGAACCGAUUCUUUUGAACAGCUCAUAAACAUGAACGAUAGGAGCCGAGUCGCGGCUGGGGGAGAGCCGUUCUUUCCAUCGUUCUUUUUUUCCCUAUGCGUGUUUUAAGCAGACGCACACAGAUUAACUCCUCCUUCGGUCUAUGCAUAGGGUCUAUGUUCCUUGCUCCUCCGCUAGAGACAGAACAGUUAGGGGGAGGGGCGCACACGCAGGAGUGCUACUGUUGUGCACGCAUUCUUCCCGUGAGUUCUCCAGUGGGAAAAAACCCCCCCUGCGUGCCUCUUUCAUUGGGGAGGAGCGGAGCCAUGACUUGUGCACGCCACGCUGCCGUCAUGGUUAAAAAAACAAACACACAUGCGAGUGCCUCUCUGUCUCAGUGCCAACGUGAGUAGUAGCGGGUUGUUCGAAGGAAGAAGACACACACGUCUGAAAAUGAGCCAGAGGAGAAGGAGCAGCAUUUGGGUGCACUUUUCUCGCGAAGAAAACAGUAAGGCUAAAUGCAGCAUUUGUCAGAAAGUCAUUUCAUUUAAGUCUGGGUCAACAAAUAAUUUACACAGGCAUUUGAAGACUCAACACCCAACAGUGCAGGUCACAGGUUUGAGAGCAGAGCCAGACUCAGACAACAACAGUGACACUGAUGUGUCCAUUGCCUCCUCUGCCCCCACAUCUGAAUCUACAGCAGCCUCUGACCCCACUGGGCCCACCACAUUGCCUAGCCAGGCACGACCAAAAAGGCAGACAUCCAUCAGUCAGUAUUUACCUCCUGUCUUGACCCCAUUAAGACAGGAGAAGAUAGACGAAGAGCUGGCAAAGAUGAUAGCCACUGACUUCCAGCCUUUCUCAAUAGUGGAGGACACAGGAUUCAAAAAAUAUUCACGGGCGCUCAACCCCUCCAUCAUUACUCCAAGUAGGAAGACACUAGCUAAGAAGGUCACAGAUAUGUAUGACAGGGAGACAGCAUCUUUGAAGAGAAGGGUGUCAAAAGUACCAGCUAUCUGUUUAACCACAGACUGUUGGACUUCAAGAACAACAGAAUCAUAUAUGUCUGUAACCUGUCAUUUUAUUGAGGAUUUCCGUGUGGCUUCCUGCCUCCUGGACUGUUUUGAAUUCAGUGAGCGGCACACAGCAGACAACAUUGCACAACAGCUACUUAGUGUUGCAGCAGAGUGGGGGGUGGACAAGAAAGUAGUGUGCUGCCUAACCGAUAAUGCGCCAAAUGUUACAAAGGCAAUACAAACCAUUUGAUGGAUGCACCUACCAUGCCUGGCCCAUACCAUUAACCUGGUGGUCAGAGAUGCCCUGAAAGCUCCAAAGCCCAUCAUUGAUAAGGUCAAGGAGGCCGUGGAAUACUUUCACAGAAGCACUGUGGGGGCACAAAAACUGAAGGAGACUCAACUACAAAUGAAGAUGGAGGAGCUCCGACCCAAACAGGAUUGUCCUACAAGGUGGAAUUCCUACUACAUGUUGAAAAGAUUUAUUGCCAGUAAAAAUGCCAUAAUCUCCACCCUGGCCGUCACCAAUGCACCUGUCCGCCACCUGUCCCAGGAGGAAUGGACCACAGUGCAAGAAUUGUGCACAAUCUUGCAACCAUUUGAGGAAGUCACUGUGGAACUCAGUGCAGAAAGCUACUUGACAGCCUCGAAGGUCAUAGUGCUGGCCAGGGGACUUCAAAGAGCCACCGUUGAUUUCCGGCGAAACAUUACAACAGCAGCAGCGCAAGGUGUGAUCAACAGUCUGUGUGCAAGUAUGUCAACGCGAUUCCACAAGAUUCAUGCCAACCACAUACUAGCAGAUACUGCUGCACUUGACCCUCGUUUUAAGAGGAUGGCCUUCCCUGAUGGCAGAACAGCAGAUGAGACAUUUCAAAGGCUGUCAACUGCAGCAGCAAGAGUAAGCAGUGGCACACCCAUCCAGCAGCAACCAGCUGUGGAAGGACCGGAAGGAGCAGGCAGUGGUGCUGGAUCAAUAGUCUGGAGCUAUUUCCAUGAGGAAGUGGCUGGAACAGUGGAAGCCAGGAAUCCCACCGCCGAUGCUGUCAUGGAGGCGCGAGCCUACCUGGAGGAGCCUCUUCUUCCAACACAUGAGGAUCCCCUCAAGUGGUGAGAGUCGAGCCCCUGUUUACCCCAGGCUUAGCAAGCUGAUGGCCAGGAAGCUUUGUGUUGUGGCGACAUCAGUUCCCUCUGAGAGAAUAUUCUUGAAAACUGGCCAGAUAAUCUCAGAGAGGAGAAGUCGCCUUAAGCCCAAAAAGGUCAGAGCUCUUGUCUUCCUUAAUGCAAAUUUGCCCAAGGACAAGAGAGAGAGGCAGAAAAAGCCAUAAAGUCAGGAACUGCUUUGUAUUUAUUUACAUAGCAUUUUGUGUCAGGCUGAUGUCCUAUUUGCAAAGUUUACAGUAGUAAUAGUAGUAAUAGUUGACUGUAUGUAAACAUUUCCAUUUUAUUUAUUCUAAUUUUAUCUACAGUAUAUGACUGAUACUUUAAAUAUUUUUUGUUUUCUAUCAAAAUUUUCUUUUUUGUGAUACUGUUCUUGUAGACAUUUUUGCACUAAAAGCUGUUUUGCACAGACAUUCAUUGCAGCCCACUUUGUUAUUGUUCAUUUAAGACUUGAAAGGGCUUAUCUUCUGUUUCCAAGUAGUAGUAAUAGUGGACUGUAUGCAGACAUUUACCUUUCAUUUUCUCAAAUUUUAUCUAUUUGUCUAAUAUUUAAAAUAUCUUUUGUUUUCUAUCAAAAUGUUCUUGUGUGAUAACAAUGUUCUUGUGUGGAAGUGUUCAUAGUAAAAGCUGUUUUGCACAGAAAUUCAUUGCUGCCGGCUUUGUUUUUAAGUCAGCAUAGCUUUACACAUACACACACUCACAUUAUACUAAAGGUAGCCUAAAUCCAAAAUAGUGAUGUCACUGUCUAAGCAGAGGGAUGUUGUGCCACCCUAUGGAAUAUAGUCCACACAUGA